UUCAGUCUGUCGAACGAAACGGGAAACGAAAGACGCCGCGUUGUGGCAACUAAGCAGAUGAUUAAUUAAAAUAACCUAUUAACACGAUGUUAACAAAUUACAAAUAAUGAAACGUAUAUAUUUUUGUACACACGCCUUGUACAAAUAGUCUAGCAAAACACCAAAAACACCAAAAAACACCAAAGUGCAUUUAAUACAACCGAAAAGUGUGUAAAGCAUUGCAAGCAAUAGGCAAAAAUCAUGGUCCAUUACUCAUGAAAAAGUGAUAAAAUAACGUGUUCACAUCGCAUUUUGAGUUGAAAAAGCGCAAAAUUCAUUUGCCAAAACAACCAAACCAAAAAGUAAAUAAAUAAAUAUCGAAGUGAACGUGAUACGUCCUCAACCCAAUUAGGAGUUAAUAAACAUAUAUAAACAUCAGCUAUCCACAAUGCGUCGCAACAUCAAAUUGAUUGUAUUCGUGAGCAUCAUCUGGAUGUUCGUGAUGGUCUACUACUUCCAGUCCAGCACAGAGAAGGUGGAAAAUCGAGCGCUGCGGCUACGUGAGGUGGCCACCGCCAUGCAGCAGUACCAGGACGACACCUCCUCGGCGAACGCAGCCUCCACCGUCCGCCAGUGGGCGCCAGCUGGCGGAGGAGCGGGUCCAGGAGCGGCGGCGGGUGGAGCAGCUGGCAGCGGGGCCGACGAUCCCGGUGGCAAUGUCAUCCUAAUCGGUUCGGUGAAGGACUUCGAGCGCAAUGCGGUCCACGGCCUCAAGUUGAACGGUAUUGUGGCGCUGGAGGAGACUUCGCAGGGUCUGAGUGGAGGAACUGGUGGACCUGGUGGUCGCUUGCCAGUGGCUCCCAGUGGCCGUGGCACCGAGGUGGAGUACUUCAAUGAGGCGGGCUACAUUCGGGCGGGCGCUCUGCGCAAUGGCGAAGAUCCCUAUAUCCGGAAUCGUUUCAAUCAGGAGGCCAGCGAUGCGCUGCCCAGCAAUCGGGAUAUACCCGACACCAGAAAUCCCAUGUGCCGAACCAAGAAGUACCGCGAAGAUCUGCCCGAGACGAGUGUCAUCAUUACCUUCCACAACGAGGCGCGGUCCACUUUGCUGCGCACCAUUGUGAGUGUCCUCAAUCGCAGUCCCGAGCACCUGAUACGCGAAAUCGUCCUGGUUGAUGACUACAGUGAUAAUCCUGAGGAUGGUCUGGAGCUGGCCAAGAUCGACAAGGUGCGGGUGAUCCGCAACGACAAGCGCGAGGGUCUGGUGAGGUCGAGGGUCAAGGGUGCGGAUGCCGCUGUGAGCAGUGUCCUGACCUUCCUCGACAGCCACGUGGAGUGCAACGAGAUGUGGCUGGAGCCUCUCCUAGAACGCGUUCGCGAGGAUCCCACCCGCGUCGUGUGCCCCGUGAUCGAUGUGAUCAGCAUGGACAACUUCCAGUAUAUCGGCGCCUCGGCCGAUUUGCGCGGCGGCUUCGACUGGAACCUGAUCUUCAAGUGGGAGUACCUCAGUCCCUCGGAGCGGGCGAUGCGUCACAACGACCCCACCACGGCCAUCCGGACACCGAUGAUCGCCGGCGGGCUGUUCGUCAUCGACAAGGCGUACUUCAACAAGCUGGGCAAGUACGACAUGAAAAUGGACGUGUGGGGCGGCGAGAAUCUGGAGAUCUCGUUCCGCGUCUGGCAGUGCGGUGGUAGUCUGGAAAUCAUACCCUGCAGCCGUGUGGGUCACGUAUUCCGCAAACGGCAUCCGUACACCUUCCCCGGCGGAAGCGGCAACGUCUUCGCCCGGAACACACGACGUGCGGCGGAGGUCUGGAUGGAUGACUACAAGCAGCACUACUACAAUGCCGUGCCCCUCGCCAAGAACAUUCCCUUCGGCAACAUUGAUGACCGUCUGGCUUUGAAGGAGAAAUUGCAUUGCAAGCCGUUCAAAUGGUAUCUGGAGAAUGUCUAUCCCGACCUGCAGGCACCCGACCCACAGGAGGUUGGCCAAUUCCGACAGGAUAGCACCGAGUGCUUGGACACAAUGGGCCACUUAAUCGACGGCACUGUGGGCAUUUUCCCGUGCCACAACACCGGCGGCAAUCAGGAGUGGGCCUUCACGAAGCGCGGCGAGAUCAAGCACGAUGACCUCUGCCUGACCCUGGUCACCUUCGCCCGGGGCUCACAGGUGGUCCUGAAGGCGUGCGACGACUCGGAGAAUCAGCGUUGGAUCAUGCGGGAGGGCGGACUGGUGCGGCACUACAAGAUCAACGUGUGCCUGGACUCCAGGGAUCAGUCGCAGCAGGGCGUGAGUGCCCAGCACUGCAACUCGGCACUGGGCACGCAGCGGUGGUCCUUUGGGAAGUAUGCGUGAGGAAGAGGACUUGGUUUCGAGUAAACUAAAUGGAGGAUAAUGCAGGAUCGGUCGUGAUAUACGUGCAAGUUGAUGGGAGGAAGCCUACCUAACGCGAUGCGGAUUGUAUGUGUACUGUACUGUGUACUUGUAAUGAUUUACCCAUGUUCAUUUGUUGCUGAACGCAAGCACUCAGACACCAUAUAUAUACAUAUAUAUACAUAUAUAUAUAUAUUAACUGCAUGGAUACGGAAUAAGUUCAGCUUUAGUUUAAAAUCAAAUCAACUGCUCGCGGGGGGUUCAUGUUAAACGCUACCUAAACAAAACAAACCAACAUAUAAAGGGCAUACAAAAAAUGUACUUAGACUGAUUAAUUUUUUGUAUAUGUAUAAAACUAUAUGAAAAUCAAAUGAUACUGCAACCCUAAUGCAACCUUUGGCAGCUGAUUAACACUUAACACUAAACUGUAACUAAUUUGCAUUCACACGCGGCACACAUUCAUUCAAGUCAAUUAAGAUCUAUACGAAAAUGCCACAAAUUAGUAUCCACAUAUGGUCCGUUUCAAAAAAAAAACCUAGAUACCCAAGCUCAGAGUCUUCUCAAACUUGUACUUAAAAUAAAACAUGAAAUGUUAUCAUUAGUUCUAAUUAUACACCUAAGUGAAAUCAUUUAAAAAUCAUUGACAACUGUGUGAAAUAUGUAUGUGUAUAUAUUGAGAAAGACAUUUUAUUUGAAUGUUUAUCGAAGGCCAAAAAACAAAGCAAGAAAGAACAUUUCGUUUAAAUGCAUUAAACAUUUAAAUACUGCUGGCAAAGCGUAUAAAUUGGAUUGCCUCUUGUGUUUAACAAUCAAUUGGUUGUUAUUUCGAAUGCAUAAAUCAUUUGAAGUUUUAAAAGGAAGAUUUGGUUGCUUUUUAUCACCGACAGACAACCGAAUCGAAUUGUGAGCAUAUUUUUACCAAUAAAUUCUCUUAAUUAAAAUGGCUGGCAAAAACACGAAUGAUUUGAAAUAAAGACGAAAAGACACAAA
Molecule: messenger RNA, 3340 nt
Organism: Drosophila yakuba
Lineage: Eukaryota; Metazoa; Arthropoda; Insecta; Diptera; Drosophilidae
Gene: Pgant2
Product: polypeptide N-acetylgalactosaminyltransferase 2
Exons: 8
Coding region: 428-2332 (634 amino acids)
Cellular component (GO): Golgi apparatus
Source: RefSeq, a predicted model, not a curated record